UCAACAGCAAGAGGAUGGCAUCAGAGCUGGCAAUGAGCAACUCCGACCUGCCCACCAGUCCCCUGGCCAUGGAAUAUGUUAAUGACUUCGAUCUGAUGAAGUUUGAAGUGAAAAAGGAGCCGGUGGAGCCCGAUCGCAGCAUCAGCCAGUGCAGCCGCCUGGUCGCCGGGGGAUCCCUAUCUUCCACCCCGAUGAGCACGCCUUGCAGCUCGGUUCCCCCCUCGCCAAGCUUCUCGGCGCCCAGUCCGGGAUCAGGGAGCGAACAGAAGGCACACUUGGAGGAUUUCUACUGGAUGACCGGGUACCAACAGCAGUUGAACCCCGAGGCUCUGGGCUUUAGCCCGGAGGACGCCGUAGAGGCGCUGAUCAGCAGCAGUCACCAGCUCCAGACCUUCGAUGGCUAUGCCAGGGGGCAGCAGUUCGGCGGCGCAGCCGGGGCAGGAGGCGCCAUGGCCGGGGAGGAGAUGGGAUCAGCGGCCGCCGUGGUAUCCGCGGUUAUCGCUGCAGCCGCAGCUCAGAACGGGAAUCCCCACCACCACCAUCACCAUCACCACCACCACACAGGGGCACACCAUCCCUCCUCCGGGUCUCAAUCCGGCGGCGGCAUGGGGGGAAACCACCAGCACCUGCGCCUGGAAGACCGGUUCUCGGACGAGCAGCUGGUGACCAUGUCGGUGCGGGAAUUGAACCGGCAGCUCCGGGGGGUAAGCAAGGAAGAGGUGAUCCGUCUGAAACAGAAGAGGAGGACACUAAAGAACAGAGGCUAUGCCCAGUCCUGCCGGUACAAGCGGGUCCAGCAGCGGCACGUCUUGGAGGGAGAGAAGACGCAACUGAUUCAGCAGGUGGACCACCUCAAGCAGGAGAUCUCCCGGCUGGCCAGGGAGAGGGACGCCUACAAGGAGAAAUACGAGAAGCUGAUCAGCACCGGCUUCAGAGAAAACGGAGGAUCCAGCAGCGACAACAACCCCUCAUCCCCGGAGUUUUUCAUGUGA
Molecule: messenger RNA, 992 nt
Organism: Perca flavescens (yellow perch)
Lineage: Eukaryota; Metazoa; Chordata; Actinopteri; Perciformes; Percidae
Product: transcription factor Maf
Exons: 1
Coding region: 15-992 (325 amino acids)
Biological process (GO): regulation of transcription by RNA polymerase II
Cellular component (GO): nucleus
Molecular function (GO): DNA-binding transcription factor activity, RNA polymerase II-specific; RNA polymerase II cis-regulatory region sequence-specific DNA binding
Source: RefSeq, a predicted model, not a curated record